Molecule: messenger RNA, 2451 nt
Organism: Aspergillus costaricaensis CBS 115574
Lineage: Eukaryota; Fungi; Ascomycota; Eurotiomycetes; Eurotiales; Aspergillaceae
Exons: 7
Coding region: 1-2451 (816 amino acids)
Source: RefSeq, a predicted model, not a curated record
AUGCCUCUGCUGUACGUGCGGGCUGUAGUCCCCUUCGAGGCCGGGGCAAAUGCCACCGAUGUGCUCAUCAACGAGGUCCAUUUCAAUCGAACCGCUUUGAAUUACUAUCACUACACGCUUUUCAGCAAUGGGACUCUUUCUAAUGGUACGGACUGCUAUCUCGCCUUUAAUCAAUUCCAACCACACAUGAACGAGAAUGGGACUUUCGUGAACGGGACCUCCUGCUAUGCACCCAUUCGGGAUAUGGGUCGACAUGCGUCGGCUGGCCUGGCCUUUGCCUUCAUGUUUGUCUUCGCCAUUGUCUUCACCUUGAUCAACAUGCGCAAGCAUAGCCGGCGGUACCUGCCUGCUGAUCGCCGGUGGACACUCCUGGGCCGUCGGGCGAAAUGGAUCUGGAUGCUUUUCAUUGCCGCCUGCGGCACCAUUAGCUGCUUCAUGAGCAUCGACGUGGAUCGGGGGUACAUCGUGAGCGUCCCGUUGAUUCUGCAGAGUGUGUUCUACACGCUGUUGACGCCGGGGAUGAUGGCCGCGGUAUGGGAGGCGGUGCGGCACUGGGGCUCCUGGCAAGAGCGUCAGAUCUACGAUCGGGAUCCGUACGCAUUCCAAGUAUCCAGCAGCCGGCAAGGGCAGGAGUUUGUGCUCCCGCUCGUCUUUUACGGAUGCGCUUUGGCCAAUUUUGUCUUGACCGUUCCGCGCUCCUGGACUGCCAUUGAGAUGCAACGCAGUCUCGACCAACAGCUCAAUGAAGCCAAGCCAGUGGCUACAGAUGUACGAUGGCGUGCUGCUGGGUUUGUCGCAAUAGCUGGCGUCUUAGUGAUCUGCUACAGCCUGGAGCAUAGCAUCUACCGCUACCGGGCGCGACCGACCAGUACCAUAGGUCAGCUCUUAUUCUACCUGAAUGCGGCUCCAUCGCAAUUCCUUAUAGGUAUUGUGUUGCUUGGCAUAAAGAUCGGCUACGCUAUUGCUUCUGCCUUCGACUGGACGAUAUCCCCCUUAAGAUACGGGGUCGAUUCUGGAUGGUUUUACGGGCUGGGAUACACACCGGUGCUGCUCUUGCUCAUUCUGUUCAACAUCUGUGGAUUCUGUGAGCUGAAUGAGGAUAAAGCCUUGAUCGUGCAGCGAGACGAAUUCGACCAUGCAGUUGCCGAUGCUGUGGGUGUCGGGCAGAGGAAGCCCAGCUGGUGGAAGAAGAGCCGUACCUUCGUUCGAGAGCUUAGUGACCAUCACCGACGCCAGGGCUCGCAGCAAGACGAUCGUGAUAUGGGUCGGUUUGUGGAGAUGGGGAUCAUCAAGCCACGAGAGCAACCGCAGGAUGACGAACCCAAGCCAGAGACAUGGGUGACGACGCGGACUGCCAGUCAGGGUAGUGAGUCGACUACGGUGGCGCAUACGGAGAGCAAUCCGGAGAGCAGCCCACCGUAUGUCGAGUAUACAUUGCAGCAAGAAUUGUCUCGGGAUUCUUCUAAUGAGACAGAUACCACAAUUCGCGUCUGGAUAACCCAAAGACAAAGAAGCGAGCAGCGCAAAUACGCCGCCGGGCCUUCCCUGCCACCCACCAGCGAAGAUGACUCCAGCAAACGCCGCAAAGUGAUCGGUCCAGCUCCCCCUCCUCCCUCCGCCAGCGCAGACGCCAAUACCUCCGACAACAACUCCUCCGAUGACGACUCGGACGAUGACUUCGGACCCAGCCUCCCUCCGCCAGAAGGCACCGUCUCUUCUAUUCCCGACAGCGGCGCAACACAGCCCGCCCGCUCCGAAACUACUCCAGAAGCACCAAAAGCACCUCAGCGCGAUGCCUGGAUGCUAGAACCCAUCGACGGCUCGAACCGCAACUCCCGCGUCGACCCCACGAAACUCCGCAAUCGGAAAUUCCAAACCGGGCGGGGAGCCAAUACUACGCCCAGCGCGGGCGGGCUGGAUGUUUCCUGGACCGAGACGCCAGAGCAGAAGAUGAAGCGCUUGCAGGAUGAGGUGCUGGGUGUACAGACACGGCCUACUGCUCCUGAUGCGGGGGAUUCGGCGGGAGGAGCGCGCGGCGCACAGCCAUCGCGGGCCAUGCAGGAGAAGAUCCAUCGGUAUAAUGAGGAAAAGAGAAAGGAGGAGGCAAAGGCGAGGGAUGCGGAAAGGAAGAAGAAGAAGGAUGGAGAAGAGGAGGAGGAUGAUCCUAGUGCUCGGGCGUUUGAUAAGGAGAAGGAUAUGUCGCUGUCAUCGAAGAUAACGCAUGCGCAGAGACGGGAGAUGAUGAAUAAGGCGGCGGACUUUGGGUCGAGAUUUACGAGUGUCGGUGAUGACUGGCGGCCGGAUGCUGCGCAGCUCCUUUAUGCCAAUGGUCGUUUCGGACAGACCCACCGCCCUGAACAGCCAACCAUCACCUGCUGUUCGAUAUCAAGGCUCAUGGUGCCGCGCAAAGGACCGGUGAUGCCAUCCCAGUUGGUAGCCGCGGCGCGGUGA